Molecule: messenger RNA, 1029 nt
Organism: Penicillium malachiteum
Lineage: Eukaryota; Fungi; Ascomycota; Eurotiomycetes; Eurotiales; Aspergillaceae
Product: ketopantoate reductase family protein
Exons: 2
Coding region: 1-1029 (342 amino acids)
Biological process (GO): pantothenate biosynthetic process
Cellular component (GO): cytoplasm
Molecular function (GO): 2-dehydropantoate 2-reductase activity
Source: RefSeq, a predicted model, not a curated record
AUGGGAAAGACAAGAGUCUUGAUUGUUGGCACCGGUGGCAUUGGCACGGUCUCAGCCUAUUCUCUGGAGAAAGGUGGCCAGGCUGAGGUGACAGCUGUGAUGCGCUCAAACUACGAUGCCGCUGUGAAGAACGGUAUUGGUAUUGAUUCCGUUCAGUACGGCCAGAUCAAGGCAUGGAAGCCAACAGCCAUUGUCAACUCGGUUCCCGAUGUAUCCAAGGGCAACAUCGCGCCUUUCGAUUACAUCCUCGUGACUACCAAAAACAUUCCAGACGUCCCUCCUACAGUCGCAGAUCUUAUUGCUCCAGCUGUGACUCCCGGCAAAACCGCCAUUGUGCUUUCUCAAAACGGCAUCAACAUUGAGAAGCCUCUCAUUCCUCGAUUCCCCACAAAUCCUCUUAUCAGCAGUGUCGCGUAUACCGGCGCAACUGAGACUUCUCUAGCAAAGAUUUACCACGAUGAUGACGAUUGUCAGAAGAUUGGCGCUUUCACAAACCCACAAGUACCUCAAGACGUGGCUGAUGAGGCAGCAAAGCGAUACGUGGAAAUCUAUAACCCCGAAGGCAAGCUUGAUGUUCUAUAUGUCCCAGAAGUCGAUAAAGUCCGAUGGCGCAAGAUUGCAUACAACGGCUCAAUGAACCCUAUCGCAUCUAUUAUGCGCAUGGAUGUUGCGCGCAUGCGUAUGAGCCGACACAUUAUCGAUGACUUGAUUGUGCCUAUUGUCGAGGAGGUGCGCGCCAUCGCCGCAGCUAAUGGCGUUAGUCUUCAAGAUGAUUUGAUUCAUGCGGUCACACAUCAGGAUCCAACAGAUACAGGCUUCAAGCCGAGUAUGUGUCAGGACUUUGAGAAGGGAAAUCUGAUGGAGAUUGAGAACCUCGUUGGUGAGCCGCUGCGGGAGGCGGAGAAGGCUAAUGUUCCUGCGCCAACUCUCAAGAUUGUUUAUGGAGUUAUGAAGGGUCUGCAAGCAAAAAUUAAGGCUGAGAAGGGACUUUGGGAACCUAAGUUUGAGCCUGGAAAUCCAUAUGAGUAG